CGAACCUAGCCCUAUACUUUGGGAUUCCAAGAGGAGCCUUCAUCGAUUAAAAAUGUUUCUUUUCUGUGAAAUAACCUUGUGAUUUGUAUCUACAAGCUUCAAAAAAGACUGGAGAAGUGCUAUCGUACACCGACGUUCGAGAAAAGAAACAGUGUAAUUAUAUAUCAAAUAUGCCCAUGUACAUGCCGCGCGAUUACUAGAUUUUGAAGGACUAAACUCCAUCAAACGCUACAGAAGAUCAAAGGUGGCGUCGAAUCUCGUCAUCUGGUUUGAAAGCUAUGGCAAGUAAAUUUUUCUCCGUCUUUUUAAGUUUGUUCGGGUUCAGGCAAUGCGCUGGAAGAGUGCUUAAAGCUUCUAAGAGGUGAAAGGGAUGAACAACGUCUAGCUGGACUACUUCUGGCAACCAAAUUCUGUCAGGGAGAUGAUAAAGGCUCGGUUGUCAAAGUCUUUAAUGCAGUGGGAAUGCUGUUUUUGGACCGCCUUUUGAAGACAGGAAUUGGGCAAAGUACUGGAAAUAUUCCUAAUAAAGACCAGCAAGAAGCAUAUUUACAGCUUGCCCUCACUAUUUUAGCAGCUUUUUGUCGUGUUCCUGAGCUUGCUUCUUUAGAUGAUAUUAUUUCUAAAGUUCCUGUCAUUUUGGGAAUUUUGUCAAACAAGCCAGAACAAUCUGUUUCCACGGAAUGUUGUGAGUGCUUACUGGAGAUUGCAACAGCCUCAGAAAAGGGAUUUCUAGCACUAUAUGAAGCAAGGGCCCUAGCUACACUUGCUAAUCAUGUUAGCCAUUCAUCUGCUGAUUCUCCAUCACUUCAAAUGGCUAUGGUAUUGAUGAAAUUUUUGCUGGACAAGAUGCCUGUGAAAACAGAGAUUUCUGAAUAUUCAGGUCAACUAGCUACUGUGGCAGUUGCAAUAGCCAGACAAUUUGCAAUCCAGCAAACAUUACUCAAGUUUGAUGCUCUGCUUUUGAUGUUAACUCUUACUACUUCUGAGCAUUUGGCCCCCAUACGAAUGUCUUUGAAAUUGGAUUCUAGAGAUGCAGCUUGGCCAACAUAUGUUCGUUCUGGAAUUGGAACAAUUUUGCAGAAUCGUGUUGUUGCUGAUCAAAAACAUCUGGCCCUCGAACUGGCAAUGUCCAUGAUGGAGAUGUAUGGAGAGGAUUGGUUGAUUGGUCCAAUGGAAUUACCAGAGGAAACAGCAGUUCCAUCAGAUAGGUGUCUUUUGCUUGUUUUAGAAACAGCAAGGGUUGAAGUUGCUGUAUUAAUAAAUGAGCUUGCUCGUUUGAAGUUUGAAUCUAGUAAUAGCAGAGAUUCAAGCCUAGAAGAAGCCACCAUAAGACAACGGCGUCUUGCCAAUUGUUAUGCAUUGGUAGAAAAUAUAAUAAGAUUGAUCUCUAAUGCUUGUGAAAGGCAAGAUAAUUACAUCAGCGAGUCUACAAUGGUUAAAGCAACAGUUGCUUUAAAUGAGACAGUUGGAGUUAUCAUUGAUUUUCUUUGGGAUGCAAAGGUUCAUGAUAUGACGAAGGGGGAUGAUCUAUUAGCAUCUGUCCGGGUUGUAUGCAGGUACCUUGCGGAAACACCAUUAGCAUAUAAAGUACAAUUUCAACAGCUUCUGUCUCACAUUAUGUCCAUUACAGGACAAGAUGAAGAACGGCCCUUUCUUUCUAUUCAGUUCUCUCUUCCUACACUAUGCCAAACUACAAUGGACCCCGAAGGUUGCAUUGCUUUAGUGUCAUGUGAAGGCCACAAGCAGGUGCUUGAAUUCCUUUUGAGAUUACUUCAGGAUAUUUCGAAGGAAACUAUUGGUACUGUUUUACUAGCCUGUGAUAUCAUAAUGAAUGUUCUUUUGAAGAGAGAUGACAUACAGGCUCAACUCAGGGUUGAUGACUUUGUAUCGGUUUUACCAGCUUUAGCAGCUUGGACAGCCAAACAUAAUGACUCCAUGGUUAUUGCUAUGGCUGCAUGUACAUGUACUUUAGUCCUUGAUCUGUCAAGUGAAAAUUCUUUGGCAAAGAUUCCAGAGUUUGAUAUCCAAAAUCUUUAUACCCUCUCUGAACUCAUCACUCGAAGUUUGGAGCUUUUUCUGCAGGAUGAAAAAUCGGCAAUUCCAGCAGAUAAUCAAGACCUAUAUGAUAUAACAGUCUCAGGAUGUGCCCGAUUAGUGGCUAAUUACCCAUCAAUCAGACAGGCAAUACGAACAUCAAACUGGUUUCAGAAUAUUUUGCAGAAUCAGUCUAAAAUGAACAACAUUAUGGAUGUUACAGAGAAUCCUUCAAUGCAGGAUUUCUUAGCUAGCAUUAUUAGUUAAUGAAGAAACUGCGAGCCAGACUUGAACCAACUCCAAAUGCAGGGAGGACAAAUCUUCUGUUGCUAUUUAAAUUCUUACCUUCUAUUAUCCUGUUAACAUGUACCUAAGCUGAAGGAAAUUGUUAUUAUAUGUUCUCUUUUCGGUCGCUUGGUUUAAAUGGUUUUUGGUAGUAGGUAGCUGUUCAAAAAAUUGCAAAUCAAGUUGCAGUUAAGCAGCCGAAGGCCAAAGUCUUACUUCCCUACCGAGUCCUUAGCAUUAGCGAAAUUCAAAUUAUAGCUUUUUUUUUCUGAAAUGUAACAUUCAAAUUUAUAAUUGUGCCACAUUUGUAUAAUAUAAGCUUAUGAAAACCGUUAUACAGUGCAAAUUUAUAAGAUGUAUCAUAUUUUUCUUUGC
Molecule: messenger RNA, 2694 nt
Organism: Cryptomeria japonica (Japanese cedar)
Lineage: Eukaryota; Viridiplantae; Streptophyta; Pinopsida; Cupressales; Cupressaceae
Exons: 19
Coding region: 463-2301 (612 amino acids)
Source: RefSeq, a predicted model, not a curated record